CGGACCGAGGGACGGAUAACCUGAGACAGCGCGAUGUCUUCCCCCAGCGCCGCCGCCUCCUCCUCCGUCCCCUCGGGCCCUCUGAAGCCCAAAAGGAAGACGAAGAAGAAGCACUUCGUGCAGCAGAAGGUGAAAGUCUUCCGAGCCAGCGACCCGGUGCUGAGCGUCCUGAUGUGGGGCGUCAAUCACUCGAUUAAUGACCUGGGCCAGGUGCCUGUACCUGUCAUGCUGCUCCCGGACGACUUCAAAGCCAACGCGAAGAUCAAAGUGAUGAACCACUGCUUCAACAAGGAGAAUCUUCCGGGCCAGUUUAAAUUCAAAGAGUACUGCCCACAAGUGUUCAGAAACCUGCGAGAGCGCUUUGGCAUCGAGGAUCAAGAUUACCAGGUCUCUCUGACCCGCAGUUCUCCUCUCAGAGACGAGGAGGGGAAGUACAUGGGGCUGCGGCUCACAUCAUACGACCGCACUUUGGUGGUAAAAGAGAUUUCCAGUGAGGAGGUCGAGGAAAUGCACAGCAUCCUGUCAGAGUAUCACCAGCAUAUUGUCACCUCCCACGGCAGCACGCUGCUCCCUCAGUUCCUCGCCAUGUACAGAGUGACGGUGGAGAGCGAGGACACCUACCUGUUAGUGAUGAGGAACAUGUUCAGCCACAGGCUGCCAGUACACAGGAAGUACGACCUGAAGGGCUCCGUGCUGACUCGAGAAGCAAGUUUUAAAGAAAAGAUCAAAGAGCUGCCCACAUACAAGGAUGCAGACUUCUUGAAUAACAUGCAGAAGAUCUAUGUGAGCGAUGAGGAGAAAGAGAAGGUGAUGAACAAACUCAGCAGAGAUAUCGAGUUUCUCGUGCGCAUGAGGAUCAUGGACUACAGCCUGCUGCUGGGCAUCCAUGAUACCGAGCGAGCUGAGAGAGAGGAGGAGGACGACGUGGAGUCAUCCUGUGAGGAGGAAGAGGAGGAUGAAAAUGACCCGGCUGCUCCUCCGUGCUCCACUUCCCCUGAAGGAAUCGCUGGCUACAUGAGCUCGCUCAAGCCCAUGGGUCCUGGGGAGUUCGACCCUUAUGUGGACGUGUACGCCGUUCAGAGCGCCGUGGGUGCUGCCAGGAGGGAGGUGUACUUCAUGGGUCUGAUUGAUGUGCUGACGCAGUAUGAUGCCAAGAAGAAAGCCGCUCACGCUGCCAAGGCUGUCAAACACGGGGCGGGAGCUGAAAUCACAACGGUUCAUCCUGAACAGUACGCCAAACGCUUCAAGGAGUUCAUCGCAAAGAUCUUCGCCUAGUUCAAGGAUUGAUUGUCUUUUGAUGCCAACUGCACAAUACCCACAAGAAACACUAAACAUCUACAGCUAAAAAGUCUAUGCAGAAGUAUUUAUGUUUAUUCAACUUAUUAAAAUGUGCUCACAUUAAGAUAAUUCAAUCUGGAGCAUAGUUCUGGCCUCAGUCGUGCCAAACUCUUCCUGUUUUCGGAUGAUGCACAGUCUCUCUGAAGGCUUAUUUUAUUGUGAGCUUCUUCAAUUUUAGGCAAAGACAGCCAGAAACAAUUUACAAUUUGGCUAUCCUAAAUGGACUUUUAUUAAAAGGCAAAGCAAAUCCAAAACUACUGAAAAUCUGCUGGAGAGGAAGCUUCUGGGUCCAGCGUUUUGCACUCACCUAAAGCAGAAACGACACAACUUUGAAAACCAAGAUGUCUGUGUUUUGGACAGAGAAGACGUGUCGUUAUAAAGACGCAUCAAAGAGGUCGACAUAAAAAGAUUUUCUCUGGUUGCAUCCAGGGAGUAAAACCUGUUGGUCAUGUGACCUCUUCUGAUGAAGUCAUGUGACUUACUUUUCUGUGUUAAAUGUCAGAGAUAUUUCUGGUUUGCAAGCCGAGUGAGACGCUGGAUUUAAAAAAAUGAAACAUUU
Xiphophorus couchianus (Monterrey platyfish) is the source of this 1897-nucleotide messenger RNA. Its product is annotated as phosphatidylinositol 5-phosphate 4-kinase type-2 gamma-like. Gene Ontology annotation, cellular component: plasma membrane. The record is from RefSeq and is a predicted model, not a curated record. The coding region runs from base 34 to 1275 and encodes 413 amino acids. Gene Ontology annotation, biological process: phosphatidylinositol phosphate biosynthetic process. NCBI's taxonomy places the organism in Eukaryota, Metazoa, Chordata, Actinopteri, Cyprinodontiformes, Poeciliidae. Gene Ontology annotation, molecular function: 1-phosphatidylinositol-4-phosphate 5-kinase activity; 1-phosphatidylinositol-5-phosphate 4-kinase activity. The transcript has 10 exons.